This is a messenger RNA of Oryzias melastigma (Indian medaka), 693 nucleotides long. RefSeq lists its product as uncharacterized. The transcript has 7 exons. The coding region runs from base 1 to 693 and encodes 230 amino acids. The record is from RefSeq and is a predicted model, not a curated record. NCBI's taxonomy places the organism in Eukaryota, Metazoa, Chordata, Actinopteri, Beloniformes, Adrianichthyidae.
AUGAUCUCGUGGCUACGGGGUGUUAAAAGAACGCGGGUGGAAACGGAGGCGGAGUCUCAGGCUGACGCCUCACACAGCCAGAGCUCAGCACUCACACCAGCAACCUUCAGUCUUCACAGAAACCAACCUGGAUCUGGACCUGGAUCUGGAUCUGGAUCUGGAUCCAGCUGUGUAUCCUUCAAGAGUGAUGUGUCAAAGGGUCGUAAUCCUGAAUUCAAAGCCGCCAGUUCAGCAGUAGAACAGAACCAUCCCGGAUAUGGACCUAGAUCUGGAUCUGGAUCCAGCUGUGUGUCCUUCAGGAGUGACAGGUCAAAGAAUCAAAAUCCUAACUUCAAGGACAUCAGUUCAGCAGUAGAUCAAGGUCAACAGGUCACACAGAGAGUCCAGUCUGCAGCAUCCAGCUGUGGAUCCAUGAAGAGUGAAUGGUCCAAAGGUGAUCCUCCAUACUUCAGAACUGAACCAGGACCUUCAGACUCACAUGUCCUUGGAGAGAAGAAGAGGAGCGGACCCCAGUCUGCAGAAAGACCCAGAGCUGCAGAUGUUGGUCUGCAGGAGAUAUUUGGAGAACAUCAGAUCAGUCUGAGGAGCAGAAGUGAACAUGUGUCUCAAGGAACUGAAGAAGCAGGAAGAGAAACGCUCCUCAACGAGAAUGUCACCUUCAAAUUUGUCUUUAACUGUAAGUAUCCCAGCUGA